UUCGCCGGACACGAUGGUUAAACGCUGCAUGAACCUCUCGGUGUAAAACGAGAUGAACCACUUUGUCUUUUAAACUUAACAAUACUUCAGACUCGGCACUGUGAACUGAACUGUGAAGGCAUUUCUCGCAAAAAAUGUGUUGUAGUAGCCAUGGGGGAAGCUUGGCACGAAGUUGUGUUUACUUCCGUAUUGUUUCACGUUCGCCCACACGCUGUCAUCGAUUGAAGUUUCGUUCACAAGUAUCUGCAGAACGAAACGGACGAUUACGUAGACACAAGUCAUGACUGAAACGUCAUUUAACUAGCUUUUUAAAUGUAUUUUCUAUCAAAGAUAUUGUAGAUCCGAAUCAGAGUUGUGGUUUGUAUCCACCAAAAAUGUAUUUGUCAUCCCGACAUUGAUCGAGAAUUGAUCUUAGAGUCCAAAUUUAUGAAGUGGUUUAGUAGCUGGUCUCAUUUUUAUAACUUCUUACUUGCUUGAGAAUAGUGACGACCUAGAAGGUGAUGAUAGCUUUGACAGUUUGUGUUGUCCCUCUCGUGGAUGAUGUGUGUAUUACUGCAUUAUUACAUGCUAUUUGCUCCAAAGGCGCAAGGAGUCCUAUAUGGAACGUACUUUUUACACCUUCUGUUUUUUCAUCUCAUCUUCUCCAGGCAGGUCCUUGUUCCUAACUGAACUUCCAUCAGAUCCAAAAUGUCUGCCAGAGACAUAUUGAGAUGCAAAAAAAUAGCCAUUGAAGGGACUUUAUCCUCAGACCACUCUCUGAUCCUCAACAAGGUGCACGAAAGGAACCUGAUCACUCAACGGGAGUACAACAACCUGAGGUGCAUCAGUGGCGGCACUGUGAGCGAACACAUCACUGCGCUUUUGGACAAGAUCAUGAACAAGGGAGAGGAGACCGCCCAGGCUUUCUUGAGCCUCCUGCAGACUGAUGAGGACAUUCGAAGCACUUUCCCUCAGCUUAAAAGCAUUGGAAUGACAGACCUCAGCCGUCGGCGCCUCAGAGACUCCUGUACAGACCAGCUGGAGCAGAAGCGACCUAAGAUGGAAGAGCUGUAUCCGUUAAACAGCAGCCCUGUUGGUCUGUGCUUGAUCAUAAACAAUAAGAACUUCCUGAGCUGCUCCCCCAGACAUGGCACCGACAGAGAUGCUCAGUGCUUGGGAGAGGUGUUCACUUCGCUCGGCUUCCGCGUCCUGAUGUGUGAAGAUCAAACGACGGAGCAGAUGGAUCGAUGUCUGAAGUGCUUCGGUUCCUUCUGUGACCCCGCACAGCUGCAGGGGUUGGACUUGAUGGAGUUCAGCGGGGGAGGGUUCACUGCGCUUCAGGAUGUCCCGAAGCAUGGAGAUGCUUUCUUCUGCUGCAUUCUGAGUCACGGAGACAAGGGUGUCGUCCUGGGCGUGGACUCCAAACCCCUGGCUAUCAAAGACAUCACAAAUACCUUCAUGUCUUCCCCUCAUUCUCAGCUCACCGGAAAACCCAAAGUUUUCCUCAUCCAGGCCUGCCAGGGUCGUCUGAUGCAACGGGGGGUGUUGCUGGCGGAUCUGUUGGAAGAUAGUUGUGAGACGUCCAUCCCUGAAAAAACAGAUUUUCUGGUAGCUAUGGCUACAGUAGAAGAUUAUGCUGCGUUGAGACACAGGGUCGAAGGCAGCUGGUUUAUUCAAACGCUGUGCCAGGAGCUGAUGGCCGGCAGCCAAAGGGCUGACGAUUUUCUCUCCAUCCUCUUGCGUGUCAUUAAUGGGGUGAGCCGGAAAGAAGGAUCCAGCCAAGUCGGUGCUGUGAAACAGGUGCCCGAAGUUCGGUUCACGUUGAGGAAGUCACUUGUGCUGAAACCACAUGAGAAUUGAGUUUUCAUGAUGUCAGCAGUCUAUUCAAAGGAACACAAUCUAGAAAGGCACUGCUACAGCACAUACCGUAUUUUCCGGACUAUAAGCCGCUACAUUUUUCUUGCGGUCUAAACCCUACAGUUUAUAUACUAUAGGACACAGAUUAUGAACGGCUGAUCUCGGUUUGUUCGCGGUUUGUGAUGCGUCCGCUCCUCCCUCCCUCCAUGUGACUCACCGCUCGCUUGGCAACGACAUGUGUACUAUGGAGGUUUUCGACUGGAGUGUGAAAACAGCGCAUUUUGAACACUUCAAAUGUAAAUAAGGUGUGAGGAGUUCAUGAUUCAAGUUCACACCAUUGCCGAGAUUAUUUCAUGAGUCAGUCUCGGUGCUGGAUCCGGUUUUCAAAACUAGAACUAGAGGAUCACGAGAAGUGACCCUCAUGCAUUUUCUGCGGCACAGACAGCACCAGUGCACCCGCGACUUAUAGACCGGUGCGGCUUAUGUGCGAAAAAUAUCUAUUUUCCUUCUUAAAUUUUGUGGGUGCGGCUAAUAUUCCGGUGCGCUCUAUAGUCUAGAAAAUACGGUACAUCUGCUGACAUCCACUGUUAAUUUUUUAAAAGCCAAAAACUGUUUUGUCAAUAUACGCUAUAUUAUUUGCUCACCCAUCCAAAUGAUUAGAAUCAGGCGUCACGUGGCGUUGCCACAGGUGUAUCAAACCAAGCACCUUGGUCUGCAGACUGUUCUUACAAGCUGUUGUGAAAGAACGGGCCGUUCUCAGGAGGUCAGUGAACUCCAGCAUGGAACUGUCAAUGGAUGUCACCUGUGCAACAAAUCCAGUCAUGGCAUUUCCUCGCUCCUAAAUGUUCCACAGUCAACUGUCAGCUUUAUUAUAAGAACAUGGAAGAGUCUGGGAACAACAGCAUCUCAGCCAACGCCAUGUAAACCGACAGAGAGGGGUCAACGGAUGCUGAGGUGCAUAGUGCAAAGAGGUCACUCACUUUCUUGUUACAGAGCUCCAAACUUCAUGUGGCCUUCAGAUUAGCCCAAGUACAGUACGUAGAGAGCUUCAUGCAAUGGGUUUCCAAGCCAUACAUGAACUUGACUGGCCUGCAUAGAGUCCUGACCUGAACCUGAUAGAACACCUUUGAGAUGAAUUAGAGCAGAGACUGAGAGCCAGGCCUUCUCAACCAACAUCACACCUCACCAAUGUGUUUUGGAAGAAUGGUCAAAAAUUCCAAUAAACACAUUCCUCAACCUUGUGGACAGCCUUCCCAGAAGUCGUGAAGCUGUGGUAGCUGCAAAAGGUGGACCGACAUCAUAUUGAACCCUAUGGGUUAGGAAUGGGAUGGCACUUAAGUUCAAAAGUUCAAGGGCAGCUGAGCAAAUACUUUUGAUACUAUUGUGUGCCUCUCCUUAGCCUCUCAUUUACAUCCACUUUUUCAAAGGCAAAAAUCAUUGUUUUACGUGUAUUUCAUGAAUAUAUCUUCAGUUAAAAUGUCAGAAUGUAAUGGACUUAAAUGGACAAGCGAUGCCAGUACUAGCACAGCGCAUCUAAAUCGUACACAUUCCAGUCAUUAAGAAGAGGAGGAAGAGAAAGACGUCCAGACCUCUGGGCAGGAGGGAAAUAGAAAUUAUUUUUGUCACCGUGAAAGCCGGUCCAUAAUAGUGGUUCGAUGGUCAUGUUUUUGUUUUGUUGUUUGAGCCUUCACACUAUAUAAAUUAUUUUGUCAAAUCUCUACAACAACACCUACACCGGGUUUAACGGUAGCUGGUCACGUGAGCGGAUAUAACUUUCAUUCCAUUAAAAAUCAAUGUUGUAAGUUUGUAAAUCCAAACGAACCUACAGAACACCACAAAAUAAAAUCAGGUCUAAUUAAUCCCAAUUGACAGCGAGCCUAGAUUUUUUUUUUUUUAAAUAAGUCCGUCUGUUUUGAAGUUAAUGUCUUUUUUUGCUUGUUUGUUUAUAUAAAUGUCAUGUAAAUGUUUGGCUGAGAAGUUUAAUUUUAAUUGUUUCGGGUGAUUGGUGUGGUUACACUUCUGUACACUGAAUUUAAAGAAGUGUCCUG
This is a messenger RNA of Synchiropus splendidus (mandarinfish), 3884 nucleotides long. RefSeq names its product caspase-8-like. Gene Ontology annotation, molecular function: cysteine-type endopeptidase activity. Bases 688 to 1839 code for a protein of 383 amino acids. The transcript is spliced from 5 exons. The record is from RefSeq and is a predicted model, not a curated record. NCBI's taxonomy places the organism in Eukaryota, Metazoa, Chordata, Actinopteri, Syngnathiformes, Callionymidae. Gene Ontology annotation, biological process: proteolysis; negative regulation of extrinsic apoptotic signaling pathway via death domain receptors.